AUGGCAGGUAACUGCCGCACCCAUCCCUACAGGGUUCGCAAACCUGAUGGGUCAUACCGGUUAGUACAAGAUCUGCGAGCUGUGAACAAGACAAAGGAAGCUACGCAGGCUUUCAACCAACUAAAAAAAGCCCUCAUGUCAGCUCCAGCUCUGGGAUUGCCAGACAUGAGUAAGCCCUUCCUUUUGUUCUCCCAUGAGAAGCAAGGGAUUGCCUUGGGAAUAUUAGCACAGGACCUCGGCCCAUACCGGAGAGCAGUUGCUUAUUUCUCUAAGCAAUUAGACACAGCCGCUAAAGGGUGGCCUGGGUGCCUCAGGGCUGUAGCAGCAGUCAUAAUAAACAUCCAAAAAGCACGUAAAUUCACCCUGGGCCAGAAAAUGACUGUGCUAGUGUCUCACACGGUGUCUGCAGUACUGGAGGUGAAAGGCAGGCACUGGCUUUCCCCACAACGAUUCCUGAAAUACCAAGCUAUUAUGGUAGAGCAAGAUGAUGUAGAGAUAGUGGUGACUAACAUUGUCAAUCCAACCUCCUUCCUCAGUGGAAACCGAGGAGAACUGGUAGAACACGACUGCCUAGAGACCAUCGAGGCCACCUAUUCCAGCCGCCCUGACCUGAAGGACACCCCUCUUGAGAAUGCAGAAGCCUGGUUUUCUGAUGGAAGCAGUUACGUCGUCAGUGGAAAACGGCACGCCGGGUACGCAGUAACUACCUGCAAAGAGGUAAUAGAAUCUGGACCCCUGCCAACGAAUGCCUCUGCACAAAAGGCCGAGAUAGUCGCUCUAACUCGGGCCUUAGAAUUGGCAAAAGGGAAAGAGAUAAAUAUAUAUACGGACUCAAAGUAUGCAUUUGGAGUAGUGCAUGCUCAUGGAGCCAUCUGGAAAGAGAGAGGACUGUUGAACUCUCAAGGGAAAAACAUUAAACAUGCAUCUGAAAUACUGCAACUUCUGGAAGCAGUUCAGUUGCCAGAGAAAGUAGCGAUUAUGCACAUUAAAGCACAUCAGAGGAUAAACUCAGAAUUAGAAGAAGGAAAUGAGCUGGUGGAU
Messenger RNA from Lonchura striata (white-rumped munia), 1041 nucleotides. The record is from RefSeq and is a predicted model, not a curated record. NCBI's taxonomy places the organism in Eukaryota, Metazoa, Chordata, Aves, Passeriformes, Estrildidae.